Molecule: messenger RNA, 1014 nt
Organism: Coffea eugenioides
Lineage: Eukaryota; Viridiplantae; Streptophyta; Magnoliopsida; Gentianales; Rubiaceae
Product: phytosulfokines 3-like
Exons: 2
Coding region: 414-659 (81 amino acids)
Biological process (GO): cell population proliferation
Cellular component (GO): extracellular region
Molecular function (GO): growth factor activity
Source: RefSeq, a predicted model, not a curated record
GGUAGGAGAUUUGGCCGAGCCUUUUGUCACGUACCUUCAUUCUCUAUUUGACUCUGGUCAGCUACCACGUAUUUUCUUACGCCAAUUUGCGACAAACAAAGCCAUCAUUAGGAAUGAAUUUGGAUUUUUAACUGUUUUCUGACUUGUUUUUUCCCCGUUGUUAUUUCUGUGGUCGUCUAGAAUUUCUGUUUCUCCAAUUUAUUUAUUUUUCUUCUUUUCACUAUUUUGUUCGGCGGCAUUAAAAGUCUCCCUUUUACUCUUCCAAGUUCACACCCACCUUUCAGCGUUGGCCUUCAAUCAUCAAUCGCUAUAUAUAUUCAGGCUAUUUCAGACCCUUUCUCAGCGCGUCUUUAAGAACUCUCACUAGCAAGUUACCACCAACAUAUACUACUUAUUUUGAAGCGAGCAAAAACAUGGCUAAGUUUGUAUCCUUCUUCACAGUAGCCCUUCUUUUCAGCUUUCUGUCACUAUCUUUUGCUGGUCGUCCUGAGCCGGCUUUUGUUGAUGCCACCCUGAUGAAAACUCAGCAACACGAGGUAGAAGCAAAGCAAGCAGAGAUGGAAGAAACUUGCGGAGGAGUUGGGGAGGAAGAAUGUUUGAUGAGGAGGACUCUUGCUGCUCAUCUUGAUUACAUCUAUACCCAGAAUCAUAAGCCGUAGUAAUUCAAGGAAAGACAUUUUUGUUUGUUACCUAUAGGCAAAUAGCUGCUUGUACAACUCCUAUGAUCAUGCAAACUUCGAUUCCAGUGACCCAAAAAACAUGCGAUCAUUAGACGUGAUUGACUUGGCUCAAGUAUAAUCUUGUUUUGCUAGUUAAUUUCUGACCACUGCUAUUAAAAACUGCCUGCUAAGUGCUUGGUGCCUGGAUUUCUGAACAGACUCGUGUACUCAGGAUGCGUUAAAUUCCUUAGGAUCUCUCAGUUUCUCUCUCUUUUUGUGGAUAGAAAUGAGGAAUAAUAUCUCUUUCUUCGUAUGCGAAACACCUGUAAUUACAGUCUUUCAUCCAUUGCAGCAA